Oncorhynchus nerka (sockeye salmon) is the source of this 317-nucleotide messenger RNA. Its product is annotated as COP9 signalosome complex subunit 1-like. The record is from RefSeq and is a predicted model, not a curated record. The transcript is spliced from 3 exons. Gene Ontology annotation, cellular component: COP9 signalosome. The coding region runs from base 69 to 317 and encodes 82 amino acids. NCBI's taxonomy places the organism in Eukaryota, Metazoa, Chordata, Actinopteri, Salmoniformes, Salmonidae.
UAACACUGUACACACAGAUCAGAAACAGAGCCCUUAUACAGUACUUCAGCCCAUAUGUGUCUGCAGACAUGACUAAGAUGUCCCAGUCCUUCAACACCACAGUGUUAUCUCUGGAGGAUGAACUGACCCAGCUCAUACUGGAGGGACUGAUCAACGCACGUAUAGACUCUCACAGCAAGAUCCUGUAUGCGAGGGACGUGGACCAGAGGGGCCAUACGUUUGAGAAGUCUGUCCACAUGGGCAAGGAGUUCCAGAGACGAGCCAAAGCCACGAUCCUCAGAGCUGCUGUGCGCAACCAGAUACACGUCAGCUGUUAG